Molecule: messenger RNA, 1731 nt
Organism: Trichoderma breve
Lineage: Eukaryota; Fungi; Ascomycota; Sordariomycetes; Hypocreales; Hypocreaceae
Exons: 7
Coding region: 1-1731 (576 amino acids)
Biological process (GO): regulation of DNA-templated transcription
Cellular component (GO): nucleus
Molecular function (GO): DNA-binding transcription factor activity, RNA polymerase II-specific; transcription cis-regulatory region binding; zinc ion binding
Source: RefSeq, a predicted model, not a curated record
AUGGAGCUCACUAAUAAAGGUCCGAAGGCUUGCACGACAUGUGCAAAGGCCAAGGCGCGGUGCAUUCCCGGCCCGGAGAGGAGCAGCAAGUGUGAAAGGUGCCAGAGACUAAACAAGGAAUGCGUCUCGCAGCGGCCCGCCCCGCCCCGAGCCAAAAAGGCGCCGAAGAGAUCCAGGGUGGCCGAGCUGGAGAAGCGAUUGGACGAGCUGUCGUCGCAGUUUGUCGAUGGAGUCGUUGCUGUAAACCCCAGGCCCAAGCAGCCGUCGUCGUCGUCGACGGGGCCGGAGUCGCGUCCGCAGCAGCGGCGGCAGAAGACAAAGUGCGACAGCAUUGUCACGUUUGAGUAUCUGUUCCCGUCGCCGAGGUCAGAGAGUGCCGAGGCUUCGGGGUGGAGCUCCGAGGCCGGGAGUAACGACUAUGUUGCGGUUGAUCGGCUGUGGCCCGAUGCGGCGGAGGCGGAGGCUUUGCUGCUGCAGUUCCAUGAUACACAUGCGCCCCUUGCGCCGUUUGUGGUUGUGCCGAAGCAUUUGACGGCGGCGGAGCUGCGUCGACAGAGGCCGUUUUUGUGGAGCGUGGUGAUGAUGGGACUGUUGUUGAUAAUCGGCUGGCACAACUUUGCCUUGAGGAGUGCGCAGUUGACCAACCUGCUCUUCCUCGCAAGAUCUAUGAGUUUAAAUACAGCCAAUACCGGAUGUCUAUGUGGCGCCACCGGCCCUACCAGCAAAGACGAGAUCAGAUGGGGAGAGCUAGAAUACGCACGAGCAUACGUGGGGACAUACUACGUCAACGCCAUCGUCUUCAACACCAAUAAAAAGGCAGAUGCCUUUAUAAACACUUCACAGCUAGACAACUUCUGCAACAUGCUUACUUCGCCGGGGGAAUAUCCCUCUGAUAUAUACUUGGCGAAGCUGGUCAAGAUUCAGAUGCUGUCGCAGUCGAUAUCUAUGGCCAUGACGUUUGAUCCUACGCAGCCGCAGCCGAUGCAGCUGCCCCUGACGAUGGUGAUACAGACGUUCCAGGAGCAGAUUGAUGCAUAUCGCGCAUCGUUACCAGCUCAUCUUGUUGACAAUGGCACCAUCCAAUGUCACAUGGCCAUAUCAGAAAUCCUCCUCGCCGACAUGUCCAUCUCCGAUUCCCACUGCUCCUCAGUCGGCCUCUCCCUCGAAGACCGCAUUCAACUCCUCUGGUCCUGCCUCCGUGCUCUCCGCCGCUUCUACACCGCCCACGCAGCGGUCAAGUGCUGCGACCUCAGCGACAAGGAGCAGCGCAACUUCCUCGGCCUCAACGCCUCGGAUCUCGCCUACGCCAUCAUCACGGGCAUCAAAAUGCUCAUCAUACGGCUUCCCGGGUGGGACCCCAGGUAUAUCGUUUCCGAGCUGGGCAUCAGGGAGAUGCUGGAUCGGGAGGUUGAGGUCGUGGGCGCGGUUGUAGCGCGGAGGGAGAGCGAUCGUUGGUUGGAGGAGGAUCCGCUGGAUAGGAUGUACAAAUUGUUAAAGUACGGUAGGGAUCUGGUGGAUUUGCAGCUGCAGAAACUUGGGAUGGAGAUGGAUGUGAGGAGCAGUAGUGAUUCUGCGUCGUUGUCGCCGCCGUCGGUGGUGAAUAAGAGGGAGGAUGGGCCGGGGUGGAUGAUGAUGGGGAUGGAGGAUUUGGAUGAUGACUUGUGGCAGAGCUUUAUGAACGAUACGGCGUGGAGCUUGAAUGGGGAGCCGAUGGUGAUGGAUGCGUUUUAA